Molecule: messenger RNA, 535 nt
Organism: Procambarus clarkii (red swamp crayfish)
Lineage: Eukaryota; Metazoa; Arthropoda; Malacostraca; Decapoda; Cambaridae
Cellular component (GO): extracellular region
Molecular function (GO): peptidase inhibitor activity
Source: RefSeq, a predicted model, not a curated record
GUAAGGCGGACUAGUUUUCAUUCACCCUCUGACUUCUCAUUUAGUAGUUUCUCCAGGUUUAUUAUUCAUAAUGAUGAAGUUGUUGCUGUCGAUUAUCUUGGUGGCGUCUGUGCUCGGUGGUCCUCCUGAGGACCUGGAGGAAACUCUAGAAGAAUUCCACGACUCUCUCGAUGAUUCUAUGGAUGAGCUAGAGACGGUAGAGGGCGGACGUAUAGCAAGACAAGCCUGUGCACACCGCUGUAGACGACCUGUAGGACCCCGCAGGGGACUAGUGUACUGCUGCAGCCCGCCAUCACGACCAUUUAUCGCAUCCUUGACUCACGCAGGAGCGUGUCCCCGCGUCAGAGCGUGCAGUCCUCGCCACCGACCUGUUGGACUACCAGUGGUCUGUCCUCAUGAUGGUUACUGUCCUCGAACCCACAAAUGUUGCUUCGACGCGUGUUUAGACUACCACACUUGCCUACCAGCUAUUUAAAUCUACGCCUGUCUGCCGCAUGUCAUAUUUUUGUUAGCUUAACAAUAAAUUUAAAUUGAA